UGUCUAUAGUAGUAGCAAUGAGGAAGAAAGCACUAGUGAGGAUGAAAGUCUAAGUAGUGGAGGAUUUGUAAAAGGAGUUCAAAGAGGAGCAGUGGAUGGGGAAGAUCUUAUUACUUCAGAACUGAAAGAAGCUUUCCAUUUAUUUUCUGAAGAUGAUGGGCAUACAAUUUCUACAAAAGAUGUUGGGCCUCUCAUGAAGGCUUUGGGUCAAAAUCCAACAGAAGCAGAACUACAAAUCAUAAUAAAUGAUCUUGACUUUGAUGAUAGAGGUACAGUUGACUUUCCAGGAUUUUACACAUUAAUGACACAUAAAAUGAAAGAUACUGAUGCAGAAGAAGAAAUAAUGGAAGCAUUCAAAGUAUUUGACAAAGAUGGUAAAGGAUCUAUCAGCAUGUCAGAUUUAAGACAUGUGAUGACAAACUUAGGGGAGAAAUUAACAGACGAGGAGAUUGAAGAAAUGAUGAGAGAAGCUGAUGUGGACAGUACUGACCAACAGAUUGAUUAUUUUGCCUUUGUAAAGAGGAUGAUGGACGAGGAAAAAUGUGAACCAGUUCAGCCUUCGGAACAAGACACAAGAUCCAAAUCCAGCCAAAUAAAGAACAAAGGUGGUUUUAAAACUCCUGCAGCACAAGAAACUGUGGAAAACUUAAAGGAAAAAGAAGUCAUGUUAGGGAAAAAACAAGAUUUCCUUGAAAAGAAGGUGGACAAGGAACUGAAGUUGGCAAAAGAAAAUGCUGCCACAAACAAAACAGUUGCUCUGCAAGCUUUAAAGAGAAAAAAGAGGUAUGAAAAACAGUUACAGCAAGUGGAUGGAACACUAACAACUAUGGAAUUUCAGCGAGAGGCAUUGGAGCAGGCAACAACUAACAAAGAAGUUUUGAGUUGUUUGGGUGGGGCUACUAAAGCCUUAAAGAUGAUCGAGCAACACGGGGAUAUUGUUCAUGUUCAUGAUCUAUUGUCUGAUGAAAUAUGUGAUGCUAUUUCUUCUAAUUAUUUUGGAUUGACAGCAGAUGAGGAUGAUGAUCUGUUAGCAGAAUUAGAAGAAUUAGAACAAGAGGAACUAGAUCAACCCCUUGGAGAAUAUUUAUUAGGGUUGAACUUGAAUAUGUAUUUGACUGAUAUUGAUGAAAGUGAUCCAUUGAAAAGAUCAGUGGCUGAGAAAAAUAUUGAGAAGGAAAAACAAAGUGGCAUGGAUCAGAACUUAGGCGAUAUAGCUUCAAUGCUAGGAAACCUAAGACAUAUGGCUCUAGAUAUGGGAACUGAGAUUUCAGAACAGAAUGCACAACUGGAUAGAAUAUCAACUAAGGUUAGUGAUUUAAACUAA
Messenger RNA from Mytilus trossulus (common blue mussel), 1324 nucleotides. RefSeq names its product charged multivesicular body protein 4c-like. Gene Ontology annotation, cellular component: myosin II complex. The transcript is spliced from 9 exons. Gene Ontology annotation, molecular function: calcium ion binding. NCBI's taxonomy places the organism in Eukaryota, Metazoa, Mollusca, Bivalvia, Mytilida, Mytilidae. Gene Ontology annotation, biological process: vacuolar transport. Bases 194 to 1324 code for a protein of 376 amino acids. The record is from RefSeq and is a predicted model, not a curated record.